AUGGAUGAUCGCAGAGACAACAUCGGCGGAGGUGGUCGCUGGUAUGGUCCUCCACCGCCCGAUCUUUCUGUCGCCCCGGCUCCCAUAAAGAUGCGACGCAAACAGCGCAGACAGCCUCCUCAGGAGACGGUAAACCAGUUCUGGAAUCAACUGAACCCCAAACACCCCGGUAAAGUGUUCACCCUCCUCCCCAACAACCCCUAUGCCCGCAAGAAGGCCGCGAAGACUCCUCAUGGCACCGUCUCCGGCCAGCGCGCCGCCAAAUCCUACGAGGAGGCCCUCGCCGAGUGCAACAGGGACGUCGACAGGAUCAUCAGAGAAUGCCGUCGACUGAACCAGAAGUACCGAGACAUGCACUUUGACAUCGAGUGGGAUCUCAAGUCUGGGCAGAGGAAUUGUCUCGACGGUCUCAGCACGCCUGGCGAUUCCAUGAAGCCCAAGGGUGUCAAAAGGGUCACGGAAAUCUUCGAAAAACCCGAAUUCUUCAUUAACGGACCGACUGCUGGUGAUGUGCGGCAGGGGCGUGACGGAGAUUGCUAUCUGAUGGCAGCGCUGUGUGGAUUGGGCAAUAUGGAAGGAUUGAUCGACAGAGUCUGUGUCAAACACGACAAAGAUGUCGGUGUCUAUGGCUUUGUCUUCUUUCGAGAUGGUGAAUGGCAGCAUACGAUCAUUGAUGAUAAGCUUUACACUCGAGCACCCGAUUAUGACGAAGCCCAGGACGAACGGGUUGUCUGGGAUGACAUCAAUCGCGUCGACAGUGCCGAAGAAUACCGUAAAGCCCACCUGACAGGCUCGAGGGCACUGUAUUUUGCGCAAUGCAGCGAUGAAAAUGAGACGUGGCUCCCGCUGCUCGAGAAGGCCUACGCGAAGGCGCAUGGGGACUUUGCUUCCAUCGACGGAGGAUUCACUGGCGAAGCCAUCGAGGACUUGACUGGCGGCGUGACGACCGAGAUAUACAGCACUGACAUCCUCGACCGCGAGGCCUUUUGGCACGACGAACUCAUGCAGGUUGGCAAAAAGUUCCUCUUCGGCUGCGCCACGGGGUUUUACGCCAACUGGCUCGACACCACCCGGGCACCCCGCGAACGUGAAGGCAUCUCCGAAGGGCAUGCUUAUAGCAUCAUGGACGCACGGGAGAUCAAGGGCGAGCGGCUUCUGAAACUCCGCAAUCCCUGGGGCAAGAAGGAAUGGACCGGGAGAUGGAGCGACGGCAGCUCCGAAUGGACUCCCGAGUGGAUGCAGUUGCUGGACCACAAAUUCGGCAACGAUGGCAUCUUUUGGAUCAGCUACGAGGAUCUCCUCAGGAAGUAUCAGCAUUUCGAUCGAACGAGAAUCUUUGGUGCAGAGUGGAAUGUCACGCAGUGUUGGACCAGUGUUAAUGUCUCGUGGUCAGCCGAGUAUCACAGCACCAAAUUCUCAUUGACGUUGGAGGAGAAGGCGCCCGUGGUGAUUGUGCUGGCGCAGCUGGACGACACCUAUUUCGGUGGGUUGGAGGGUGGAUAUGGGUUUGACCUCCAGUUCCGCCUCGAGUCCGACAACAAGGAGGACGAAAACGACUACAUUGUCCGGUCCAACGGUAAUUACGCCAUGGCCAGAUCUGUCAGCACCGAUAUUGAGCUGGAAGCUGGCACGUAUUCGGUGCUGAUGAAGAUUACCGCCACCCGGAACACGGACAGAGAGCACGUCGAAGAUGUAUUGCCCGUCUAUGCCGCCACAAGACGCGAAAAGCUCAUUCAGAUGGGUCUUUCGUACGACCUGGCGCAUGCCAAGGGCGUGUUGGUGGAAACGAAGGCAGAACGGAAAGAGCGUAAAGAGCGUGAGAAGGCUCGUCGGGCAAAGGAGAAGGAGAAGAUGAAGGAGAGGGCGAAGGCCGAAGCGAAGAAGCACUGGGAGAGACAGAAGAAAAGGCAUGAGCUGGAAAAAGAGAGGCGGGCGAGGAACAAGGAAAGGAAAGAGAGGAAGAAACGGGCAAAUGGCCAGGUCGACCAGGAGCCUUCAGAACCGGUUGUCGAGAGGCAGGGAACCUUUAACAGCAUGAUCAACGGGAACCCUGAGAGCGACAAGGAUAGUCCGACGAUGCAGAAUGGGCACGUUGACAAAAGCGAAGAUUUGAACCCCGUGUCCGAAACAGUCGAGGUCGAGUCCGUCGCCGUGGGCGUGAAGGAAUCCGCGGAACGGUUAGAGGAGUCCAGCGCGACCCCUGCUUCUCUGGAAAAACCGCCGGAGGAAAUCACCGCCGGCGAUGUUGUUCAGCCGCUGGAAGAAGUGAUCAAAGUCGCCGACGCAGAAGAAUACGCCAGCAAACUGGAAGAUCUUUCUGACAAGAGGCCCGAGACCACCCCAGCAGGAACUAACGAUGCGCUCGUCCAAGCAGACGGCUCCAAUGUUGUUACCGACAUCAAGCCGUUGUCGAAGCCGCCUCCACUAUCUCGUCCAGAGCAUGUCACAUCUAAAGACAUCGGCUCCGGUAACGAUGCGACUUCUGUAAUCACGAGGUACAGAGAUCCUCAAUCUAGCACGGCGAAUGGACCUCAUCGAAGAGCACCCCAACGCAGCGAUACGUUCAACAGCACAGCCGUCAUGCUGGGCAUUGGGAGCGGCGCUGACGGGAGCAGGGAUGAGAUCCAAGACGGCGACGAAAUAAGAGACUUUGACAUUGACCGCGAAAACGACGGCAACCAGGAGCCAAACGAGGGAGGGCCCACGAAUGACGACGAUGUCUCCGACGCAGACUCCUUCCCGCCGUUCGAUUGGAAUUCAGAACUCGACAUGUCGCCCUACAUGAGCAGCGACGCCGAGUCAGAUGCCUCCUCGACUCCCAGCUUCGUUCCCGGUCUAGGCCGACUCAGACCCAAUGUCCGCCGCGGGCGACGCCGCUCACGCUCGCCACUGCUCAACCCGGCCAUCGACAUGGACGGAUCGGGCAUGAAGCAACCAGGCAGCGGACCUGAUGACGACGGCGAUGGGCCCGGCGAGCCCUGGAAUGCCGUGUGCGUCGUGGGGCUGCGGGUGUAUUCGACGCUGAAGGGUGAAGGGAUCAAGCUGAAGGUCGUGCGCCCGAGCGAAUAUUCCGACGACGACGAGGGUAAAGAGGACAGACGCAACGCCACAAACGGGGCCAGUGGGAGCCCAGGCACCGAGAACAAGGCCCCCGCCGAGCCCAUCUUGGACCCGGACGAUAUCUCCAAGGGAGCCGUGGCCGCCGAGCCUGAGAGCACGGGUGCCGUGGUGGUCGGCGAGCACCAGAGACGCGACUCAAAUCUCCUGGGGGACCGCAUGAAACUAAGCGGUAGCAGCAGCAGCAGGAGGAUCUCAAAGCUUGGUAUGCGUCCCCCUCCAGCGGACCGGUUGACGACGAACGUGAGGAGAUCGAAGAAGGAGAUUCAGCUUUCGCGGAGAUGA
Molecule: messenger RNA, 3402 nt
Organism: Fonsecaea erecta
Lineage: Eukaryota; Fungi; Ascomycota; Eurotiomycetes; Chaetothyriales; Herpotrichiellaceae
Exons: 4
Coding region: 1-3402 (1133 amino acids)
Biological process (GO): proteolysis
Cellular component (GO): cytoplasm
Molecular function (GO): calcium-dependent cysteine-type endopeptidase activity
Source: RefSeq, a predicted model, not a curated record